Molecule: messenger RNA, 1365 nt
Organism: Funneliformis mosseae
Lineage: Eukaryota; Fungi; Glomeromycota; Glomeromycetes; Glomerales; Glomeraceae
Source: the annotation of a GenBank genome assembly
AUGUCGUUAAAUUGUUUGGUUUUAGGCGAAACUUCCUUUAAUAAAGCUUUCUCUGUUGACAUUUCCGAAGAAAACCGCGUUGAUUAUAAUAAAUUAAUCAAAUUACAGCAAUUAAAAAUUCCUCACCUCAAAAAGCUUAUCUUGAAGGAAAAAGAUAAUCUUAGUAACGAUCUAAAUCUUUGGAGGGUUGAUAUCAAACGAGAAGAUGGUUGUAAACUUAAAGAUGUUUCUACUGAAGAAGACAUUAAAGAAAAGCUUCGUGGCAACAUGAUGAUUCCAUUAGAUUUUUUUACUGAUUAUUUUGAUCAUCCACCUACAGACAGAAAUGCGAAUCAGAAUUUUAAAAAGUUUGUGACUUCGGGUACUUUUGUUGAUAAAUCACUCUUUAUAAUGGAGUUUAUGAUCUAUGGACAACGGGCCAAUCUGAUUACUCGCCCUCGUCGACAUAAAAAAAUCGUUGUUAGUGAAUUAAAAGUUGCUAGAUUCGAAUGGUUUGCGAAGUUGUUCUACCAACAGUGGCCCGUGAUUCACAUUAGCUUCAAGGAUCUUAACAGUAAAUCCUGGGAACAAAUGCGAAACGAAAUAAAAAAAAGAAUUUCAGAUCUAUACAAAGAACAUCGAUACCUUAUUAGCAUUCUUCCAGAGGAUGAUAAAAAAGAUUUUGUGAAAAUACUCAAUGGAACAACAGAAGAAGAAUAUUUGUCUAAUGCCAUUUCUAGUUUAGCACGUUAUCUUAACGAGUUCUUUGGCAAGAAUUCCAUUAUUCUAAUCGACGAAUACGAUUUGCCUAUGGAAAAUGCAAGAGGAUUUUAUGAUUCAGCUAACGAUUUUUUUAGAGUAAUGUACUCAAGUGUAGCUAAGGAAAAUAGUUACGUGCAUAAGAUCCUACCAAACCGUUCUGGCCGUGCUAUUUUCUCUGAUACAUUUGGAUUUACCGAAGAGGAAAUUAAGUCUUUGCUAGAAAGAAAACAUCAAAAUGAAAAACUUAAUGAGCUACGUCUUUACUAUAAUGGAUACCGAACGAGCACUAAAGUGCACAUUUACAGUCCACAUUCAAUAAUAUCUAGAGAAAAUGAAAUUGAUAAUUAUUGGAUCAAUAGCGGUUCUGCAACCACACUUGUAGAAUACCUAAAAAAGUGUGGGUCAGGAGUCAAAGAUCGGCUCCAUAAUAUUAUCCAUUCCCAUUCCUUCUGUCAGGGUCAAGAUGUGGUUGAGUCUGUAGGUCAAGAUGAGUCUAUAGUAGGUCUAGAUGUGGAAUUAAUGCCAUAUCUCCGAUACAAUGACCUUGAUACGAAGCCAGAGAUAAACGCAUUAUGUACUUUAUUAUACUAUAGUGGUUACUUGACUAUGGUUCAGGAUCUUUGA